Messenger RNA from Bombyx mandarina (wild silkworm), 891 nucleotides. RefSeq names its product fatty acid-binding protein. The record is from RefSeq and is a predicted model, not a curated record. Gene Ontology annotation, molecular function: lipid binding. NCBI's taxonomy places the organism in Eukaryota, Metazoa, Arthropoda, Insecta, Lepidoptera, Bombycidae.
AACAAACACUGAAACAAAAAAUCUAAGUAGCUACGUAGAUACCUACCUACUUAUAUUAAAUUUAGCUAUAAAUGAGUGAAUACGGUUGAGCGGGUAGGAAAUUGGUAUGAAGUAAAAUAAGUUUAAAUACCUAAUUCAUGUUUCGAAAUUUCUACGUAAAUCAACAUUAAUUUCUACCACAUUCAUGCUUUUGAUCACAUAUUCGUAGGUCCUUUACUUUAUCAAUUGUAAUUAUUUAUCAUUCAUACGUGAUUGAUAAUUUUUUGAUAAGAUUUAAAUAACUAACUACUGCUGGUGCUUAAAGACUGCUAUAUCGUACACGCAAUUAUUAUUUGCGUAGAAAAAGAUGCCGUCAAUCGCUGGAAAGUACCAGCACUACAAGAACGAAGACAUUGAUGAUUAUUUCAGUGCGGUCGGUGUACCAUUUAUGGGUCGAAAAAUGAUGUCAAUGUCAUCACCAUUAAUGGAAAUUUCAAUUGAUGGGGAUACUAUGACUAUAAAAAAUUCAUCAUUGUUAAGAACAGUAGAACACAAAUUUAAGCUUGGCGAAGAAUAUGAAGAGAAAAUGCCCAAUUCCAUUAUAAAAAGUGUCACAACAAUCACCAAUGAUAGUGAAAUGGAGACAAAAUCUGUUAUACCUGACACAGGCGCUAAAUGUGGACGUCACUAUCAGUUUACUGAUGAAGAAUGUAUUGUGACUCUCACACAUGAAAAUGCAAGUGUUUCUGGGAAACGCUACUUUCGCAGAGUGCAGUAGACCUUAUGGUCAAAAUAUGAUUUAUAUGUAUAAAUAAGUAAUUAAAAAUUUACAAUGUCAAUAAGUUAUCAUUUUUCAAGUUUUACAAGAACUGGUUUAUGUGUACUUUUAUUAAAUGUAUGUGCCAACAACAA